Solanum tuberosum (potato) is the source of this 2330-nucleotide messenger RNA. RefSeq names its product plastidial pyruvate kinase 2. Gene Ontology annotation, biological process: glycolytic process. The transcript has 12 exons. NCBI's taxonomy places the organism in Eukaryota, Viridiplantae, Streptophyta, Magnoliopsida, Solanales, Solanaceae. Gene Ontology annotation, molecular function: pyruvate kinase activity; magnesium ion binding; potassium ion binding. The record is from RefSeq and is a predicted model, not a curated record. The coding region runs from base 219 to 1955 and encodes 578 amino acids.
UUCUUUCCUAAAACCCAACAGUACCGUAACACAGUUGAACAACCCUCCAGCUUCGAUAUUCACGAGGCAAGGCCCCUCUCUCUUUGUCAUCUCCGCCAACCAUAGCUGCGAUUACUUCAAAGUCCCAACACUCUCAGCUUUCGCUUUUUAUUACUCUCUCGCUCCUCAUUUCCUCACACAUUUUUCUCGCUCUAUAAUUCUCCGUCCAUUUCCGGAAAAUGGCUCAAGUGGUGGCUACUCGUUCGAUUCAAUCUUCAUUCUCCAGCCCUAGCCAUGGAUCUCUGCAGAGUCAAGUUGAGAAGCUUAAGACUCCAAGCUUUGCCUCAAAAGUGCUAGGAAGAAAUGAACGGAGCAAUAGUUGUAGAGCUAUUCGUGUUAAUAUGCCGCAGAUCAUUGCUAGGAGAUCUACGCGUGCCGAGCCUCAAGUUCUCCCCGUUUCUCCUGAAGAUGUCCCAAAGAGUGAGGAGCAAGAGAAGUAUCUUCAGGCAAUUCAGCAACUUGGUGACACUUCAGUGGGCAUGUGGUCAAAACCUACAGUAAGACGUAAGACCAAGAUAGUAUGCACAAUUGGUCCCUCUACUAACACAAGAGAAAUGAUAUGGAAGCUAGCUGAAGCUGGAAUGAAUGUUGCUCGGAUGAAUAUGUCUCAUGGAGACCAUGCAUCCCACCAGAAAGUCAUUGAUUUGGUUAAGGAGUAUAAUGCACAGUCUAAGGACAAUGUCAUCGCCAUCAUGCUUGACACCAAGGGUCCUGAGGUUAGAAGUGGUGACUUGCCCCAGCCAAUCAUGUUGAAACCUGGACAGGAAUUCACUUUCACAAUUCAGAGAGGGGUUGGCACAGCUGACUGUGUCAGUGUCAACUAUGAUGACUUUGUAAAUGAUGUUGAAGUAGGAGACAUGCUUCUCGUUGAUGGUGGCAUGAUGUCUUUACAGGUAAAAUCCAAGACAGAAGAAUCUGUGAAGUGUGAAGUUAUUGAUGGAGGGGAGCUUAAGUCGAGGAGACAUCUAAAUGUUCGAGGCAAAAGUGCCACACUUCCCUCUAUUACUGAAAAGGACUGGGAUGAUAUCAAGUUCGGAGUAGACAAUAACAUUGACUUUUAUGCUGUUUCCUUCGUCAAAGAUGCAGCAGUGGUCCAUGAACUGAAGAAUUAUUUGAAGAGUUGUGGUGCAGAUAUUCAUGUUAUUGUGAAAAUUGAGAGUGCAGACUCCAUCCCGAAUUUGCAUUCAAUAAUUACUGCAUCAGAUGGGGCGAUGGUUGCAAGAGGAGAUCUUGGGGCAGAGCUGCCUAUCGAGGAGGUUCCUUUGUUGCAGGAAGAAAUCAUCAAUAUUUGCCGAAGUAUGGGAAAAGCUGUCAUCGUUGCCACCAACAUGCUGGAAAGCAUGAUUGUCCAUCCCACCCCAACUCGAGCAGAAGUAUCAGAUAUUGCGAUUGCUGUUAGAGAGGGUGCUGAUGCUGUUAUGCUUUCUGGAGAAACAGCUCACGGAAAGUUUCCCUUGAAAGCUGUCAAAGUUAUGCAUACCGUGUCACUACGGACUGAGGCUACUAUUGUUGGUGGUGAAACCCCUGCAAAUCUAGGCCAAGCCUUCAAGAACCAUAUGAGCGAGAUGUUCGCUUUUCAUGCAACCAUGAUGUCCAACACUCUUGGAACCUCAAUUGUUGUCUUCACUAGAACUGGUUUCAUGGCAAUCUUAUUGAGCCAUUAUCGUCCUUCUGGCACUAUAUUUGCUUUUACAAAUGAUAAGAAAGUUCAACAGAGACUGGCUUCGUACCAAGGCGUAUGCCCAAUAUAUAUGGAGUUCUUAGAUUGCGCAGAGGAGACUUUCACUAGUGCAUUGUCCUUAUUGCAGAAGCAAGGGAUGGUUAAGGAAGGGGAGCAAGUAGCUCUUGUUCAGAGUGGCAGCCAGCCAAUCUGGCGGCUCCAAUCCACUCACAAUAUCCAGGUCAGGAAAGUUUAGACAGAUGAGAAACUUGGAACCAGCUUAAGAAGAUCCACUCCUUUGUAGUUGGGAGUUAUUAUUAGUAUUGACGCUUCAGCCAUCAAAUAGGAAUAGAUCUCAGUCGGCAGUGUUACCGAGAGUUUUUCUUGCAGGAUUGCUAGGGUGUUAUAUUUAUUGUUAUCUGCUUCGUGCUUCUGUAUGUUUUGGCCUAGGACACCAUAUUAUGUUCUUCUCUUGGACAUCAAAUCAAUGAAGCCGGCACUUGAAUGUGGUUGUUGUAUGAGAAGAUUAUUGGAGUGAAUCGUUGUUCUUCCGUAACAAAUGUAAUGAAGAAGAAUCUAUGUUGAGUACUAUAUUUAUUUUGUAAGGUUUAAUAUCAAAGUCUUAUACUAA